GGGGCGGGGCAUGAUGUCCCAUGACGGGAGCCAGAAGGCCCCCCACCCCGAUCCGCCGCCCCCCGCCGCCACCGUCUACGUCCUAGUGGAGGACCCGCGCUCCACCGACGCCCUCCAGCUGCUCAGCCUUGACUCUCUGCUCCCUGAAUCUGGGAUUGUGGCCGACAUUGACGUGGAGAACAUUCUCUCAUUGAACAGCGACAGUUUCUACGAGCUCAAGAGCCAACCCAUUGGUGUGAGUCCUCCGGCGGCUCCGGCCCAAGGCCCCACCAUGUCGUCGCGGGUUCUUCUGCGGCAGCAGCUGAUGCGGGCCCAGACUCAGGAGCAGGAGCGCCGGGAGCAGCAGCAGGCUGCCCAGUUCAGCCCCGCCGCCCCCGCGGCUUCCACGCCCGCCAUUUCUGUGAGCCCCCUGGCACGCCCCGCACCUGCCCAGGUCCCUGUGGAAGUGCUGAAGGUUCAAACCCAUCUGGAAAACCCCACCAAGUAUCACAUCCAGCAGGCCCAGCGGCAGCAAGUCAAGCAGUACCUCUCGACAACCAUGGGCAACAAGAUGGCUACGCAGGCUUUGGCUGGCGCUAGCCCGGGGGUGCCAGCCGCCUGUUCCCCUCAGGCUGCAUCAGCCCCGGAGGCCCAGCACAGUUUGGCACAGCAGCAGGCAGUGGCCGGGGGCGCGGGUAGUGCUCCCAACAGCCCGAUGGCCCUGCUCAACAUUGGUUCCAGCUCUGAGAAGGAAAUCGAUGAUGUCAUUGAUGAGAUCAUUAGCCUGGAAUCCAGCUACAACGAUGAAAUCCUGAACUACGGAGGCCUACAGAUGCCAAGCACUCUGCCGGUCUCGGGAAACCUCCUGGAUGUGUACAGCAACCAAGGGAUGAUGGAGCCGGCGAUCACUGUGAGCAACUCCUGUCCAGCUGACCUGCCAAACAUCAAGCAAGAGAUGUCAGAAAAUGAAGCUAAAGCAUUUCUGAAGGAGAGACAGAAGAAAGACAACCACAAUCUAAUCGAGCGUCGGCGACGAUUCAACAUCAACGACCGAAUCAAAGAGCUGGGGACCCUCAUCCCGAAAUCAAAUGACCCGGAGAUGCGCUGGAACAAAGGAACCAUUCUCAAGGCUUCGGUGGAUUACAUCCGGAAGCUGCAGAAAGAGCAGCAGCGCUCGAGAGAAAUGGAGAUCAGGCAGCGUAAGCUGGAGCAGGCCAAUCGCAGCUUGCAGCUGAGAGUGCAGGAGCUGGAGCUCCAGGUGCAGAUGCACGGGCUGCCUCUGACUUCCACCCCGGGUCUCCUGACUCAGCCCCUGGCGGGGGACCUGGCUCCACCCUUUGUCGAGUCUCUGGACCUGCCCUUCACAGCGGAGGAGCUGGGGCUGGGUCUUGCCCUGGGCUCCGACGGGGGAGGCCUGCAGGACGUGCUCAUGGACGAGGGGGCGACCCUGUCCCCGCUGGGCGCCUCAGAUCCCUUGCUCUCCUCCAUCUCGCCUGGCGCCUCCAAGGGCAGCAGCCGCCGCUCCAGCUUCAGCAUGGAAGAUGACUCAUGAUGGCCGCCUCGGGACACUCGGCGGUGGGACCGGAGGCUCCGCCUCUUUGCCUUGCCCCGCCCCUUCCCUCGGACUUGUCCUCUUAAUCCCCUUUGAAUUUGGGAGUCUCCGCCCCCUCCGCUGCUAGAGGCUGUGCCCUUAUUGCAGCACCGCCGUCUUUCACCCACAGGCUGUGUAUCUCUUUGCCUUGCAGAGUUCCCCCUUUGGCCCUUCCCCGAGGGAGGCGGAUAUAAUUUCCUCUUACAGCCAAGGGUGCUGCAGAGCGGCUUGGCACUAAACCUUCUCAGAGUAGUAGAAACGUGGCUUCUCGCGGCAGGAGGAGGCUCGAAUCUAACCUGUCCUCAAGCUCAGAAACUGGGGGGAGGGAAUUCUGGGGUUGCGCACUUCCUCAAGCCAGCCCUCUCGGAAACUCGAGCAGGGCCUUUCCCGUAACACUGUGUGAAAGAGUGUGGCGUUCACUCUUGCCCUUGGCUUUCUUGCACCUUUGCUGUAUAUAAUUUUGGGGAAUUGAGGUUUGGGAGGGAGAGAAAGCGUCCCUUCGGGAAAGCUGUCUUCUGCAGCUCAGAGCCCCCCCUUUUUUUUGUAAAUGAGCUUUAUUUUAUAUAGAUAUUGGACUUUUUAUUAUAAACCCUUGGCCUUUUAUUGAUUUAAAUAAGGAAGGAAGGGGUUCGAGGUUUUCACCAGCUUGGCACUUUAACUUUUUACUUUUAUCGUUCCAUUCCCUCCCCCGCUUCAAACCUGACGUUGUCCCUCGUUUCUGUGAGAAGAUGGGGUGGGGAGAGGCGGAAAGCGAAAAGGAGAGAAUUGCGUCUCCGGCGCUUGCUCAUGUGGCCGUUGGACGGCGCAACCCUGUGCGGCUGUUCCGGUUUAAAGCUGCCGAUUUCAGAGGGCUGACGCUGGAGUAUCUCUGCGUAGGAUUGCAGUGUAGGAGAAAAAGAACUUGAACUGUUGCCUCUCUUGUUUUUUUAAUGAUAAGCGAACUUAUAAUCAAGGUUUUAUUUCAAGGAUUUUUCUGCAUUAACGGGCUUCAGGUGAAAAGACAGAGAGAGAAAGAGCAUAGCGUUAAUUGACUUUGCUAGUAACACAUCCUUUAAGUGGGAGGGCGGUUGUAACCAGGUCUGGCCCUAGGGCACAUGGUGCCCCAGGCAGACUCGUUGCUUGCCACCCCGCUGGCCCAAGCCCCGAGCAGCCCUAGGUGCGUGCACCCCCCCCCGGCCAGGCCACCGCCCUUCCCUUCUUUUCUGCAGUGCCACAACACGGCUGCGUGCUCCGCCGCCCCCCCCUCCCAGUACACUCAGACGAGCGCCGCUAGCUUUCACCCUACCCACUUCAACGCGGGCAUCUCAGCGUUUUCUGAGCCAGUUUGGUGCAGUGGUUAAGUGCGCGGACUCUUAACUGGGAAAACCGGGUUUGAUUCCCCACUCCUCCACUUGCAGCUGCUGGAAUGGCCUUGGGUCAGCCAUAGCUUUCGUAGGAGUUGUCCUUGAACGGGCAGCUUCUGUCAGAGCUCUCUGAGCCCCACCCACCUCACAGGGUGUCUGUUGUGUGUGUGUGGGGGAAGAUAAAGACAAUUGUGAGCCGCUGUGAGACUCUGAGAUUUGAAGCGGAGGGCAGGAUAUAAAUCCAAUAUCAUCAUCUUCUCUCUUAAGGGAGCGGAACCAGAAGUGAGGGGGAGCGAAGCCUCGUCCAGCGCUGUUUUAAGAGAGAACGCUGAGAUCCCCGUGUAGAGGCGGGUAGGGGCGAAGCUAGCGGUGCUUCUCUGAGCGCGCCCUUGGGCUGGGGUGGGGGGGACGCAGAAGGUGGUCCACCGCCACCAGCUGGUGGAAAAACAGCAACUGCAGCAGCAGGGGGGAAAUUAGGCAUUUGUCUUGGGUACCGGGAGCGGAGAGAGAGCCCAAUCCGGUGCCCCCCUCCCAGCUUCUUAGGCAAAUGCCUAAUUUGCCUAGAGGACCAGCCAGCCCCGGUCAUAAUUACCGCAGAGACAAUCGUGUUGGCCGUAGAGUACCCUUCCACAAUCACGUGAACAGUCAUCCUAGCGCGGUCCAUUCAAGACUGUCAGGUGUCAGCGGCCCCUGAAAAGGUGGGGGGUUCUGAACAAGUUCUCACCCGACUGCCCUGACCCCAGCAGCGCGCCUUCUGCUGCCUUCACCUGUUGCGCGGCUGCGUUGGGCGGGAGGGAGCCCUGCGCGAAACAGUCGAGCAGGAGACAGGAAGGCAGAGGCCGGUGUCCGGUGCCAGCCACGGGAGUGGUAUCUCCGAGGAUCCGUAUGUCAAAACAGGACAAGAGGGUUGACGGCAGAGCAGAGAUCGAGAGGGGGAAGGGGGGGAAGCGGCCGCGUAUCUGAAAGAACUCUCGUCAGGCUGUGCUCUGGGAGUUUUUGGGAUCAGAAACAUGGGGGGAUUGCAGGCGAUGGGAAGGGGCUGGUUUCCCUGUUGCGGGGAACAGCCUCGGCAACCCGGGCUCCUCUUCGUGUCCUUUUUUUCCUUUGUAUGUUAAAUGUUCCCGCUAAAGGCUUCUAAAUAAAUAAACCAGCAAUGUCAAUUUUUCUAUA
Heteronotia binoei (common prickly gecko) is the source of this 4083-nucleotide messenger RNA. RefSeq names its product transcription factor binding to IGHM enhancer 3 (gene TFE3). Gene Ontology annotation, cellular component: nucleus. The transcript is spliced from 10 exons. Bases 11 to 1531 code for a protein of 506 amino acids. Gene Ontology annotation, biological process: regulation of transcription by RNA polymerase II; regulation of osteoclast differentiation; positive regulation of DNA-templated transcription. Gene Ontology annotation, molecular function: protein dimerization activity; RNA polymerase II cis-regulatory region sequence-specific DNA binding; DNA-binding transcription factor activity, RNA polymerase II-specific. The record is from RefSeq and is a predicted model, not a curated record. Lineage: Eukaryota; Metazoa; Chordata; Lepidosauria; Squamata; Gekkonidae.